This is a messenger RNA of Magnolia sinica, 402 nucleotides long. RefSeq lists its product as uncharacterized. The record is from RefSeq and is a predicted model, not a curated record. The transcript has 2 exons. The coding region runs from base 42 to 347 and encodes 101 amino acids. NCBI's taxonomy places the organism in Eukaryota, Viridiplantae, Streptophyta, Magnoliopsida, Magnoliales, Magnoliaceae.
UUGCAUUGCCGGUCCCAAGCCCGGGUAAAGGAGGAGGGAGAAUGGGCAUCAAGAGAUUGAGGUGGUUUACUUUCACAUUUGCUGAGAAAAUGGAGGGAGAUUCAAGGGAAGGAGAGUCCUGCCAGCAGUUUCUUGAUCUGAUUCCUAAUAAAAAGGAUUGGUUGGUAAGGGAUAGAGGAUCCUUUCAAGUUACAGAAGAGAAAAAGCUGGAGCUGAGGAUUGGGCCACCUGGGGUCUGGAUUUCCAAAGAAAACUGUAGCAGAGAAAGACUCCUCUCUAUUGGGUAUUUUCCAAAGGCUCCCAAGAACAGCAAUCCUUCUGUUGAACCAGAGGUGGAUUAUUGUUGAAAUGUCCACAGUUGGUUUCAAUUGCACUAUCUACUUAUUUGGUGUCAAUGUGUAG